This is a messenger RNA of Strongyloides ratti, 3795 nucleotides long. Its product is annotated as Cation-transporting P-type ATPase family and Cation-transporting P-type ATPase, subfamily V and P-type ATPase, A domain and HAD-like domain and P-type ATPase, cytoplasmic domain N-containing protein. The record is from RefSeq and is a predicted model, not a curated record. Gene Ontology annotation, biological process: intracellular calcium ion homeostasis; polyamine transmembrane transport. NCBI's taxonomy places the organism in Eukaryota, Metazoa, Nematoda, Chromadorea, Rhabditida, Strongyloididae. Bases 1 to 3795 code for a protein of 1264 amino acids. Gene Ontology annotation, cellular component: membrane. The transcript is spliced from 2 exons. Gene Ontology annotation, molecular function: P-type transmembrane transporter activity; ATP hydrolysis activity; polyamine transmembrane transporter activity.
AUGAUGGGAGCUAGUAAAGCGCCUAGCGCUUUACAACAGCAAUUCAACAAUAAUAACAGUAAUCAACAUUUUAAUAGAAUUAUUAAUGGUGAUCAAAUUAUUGAUAUAUAUGGUUAUAUUAAUAAUCCCAUUAAAAAAAUACUAACUUAUUUACUAACAAUUUUUACAUGUGGUCUAAUACAGGUUAUAUUUCAUUGGUUUCCUAUUCUUAAAUUAAAAUGUACCUCUGAUGAAUGUUUAUUAAAAGAUGCCGAUUCUGUUUUAAUUAAAGAUGACCAUAAUAUUGUUAAAAUAAAACAUAUAAAAAAAAUAUCUUUUGAUGGGACUGUUGAAAUGUGUAGUGGAAAUCUAUUGAAAUUAAAAAAUUUAAAAUAUUUUAAAUAUAAAAAAGUUACCUAUAUUUGGAAUCAAACAAAUUCAAUUUUUAAUUCACUUGAAUCACUUGAAGGGUCAAUACCAAUAUCAUAUUUUCAUUCUAUUAAAAAUAAAAAUACAGGAUUUUCUGUUGGUGAUGUUACUUCAAAACUUCUUAUUUAUGGAAAAAAUCUUAUUGAAGUUAAAUUAAAUCCAAUUCCUUUAUUAUUAGUUAGAGAAGUUAUAACACCAUUUUAUAUGUUUCAAAUAUUUUCUGUUACUAUAUGGUAUUGUGAUAAUUAUGCAUAUUAUGCUACAAUCAUUAUCAUUAUGUCUAUGUUAUCAAUUAUUAGUGAUGUCAUUCAAAUUAGAAAACAAGAAAUUAAACUUCGAGCUAUGGUUCAUUCAGAGUCUUAUGUUAAAGUAUUAAGAAAUAAUGGAAAAAUUGAAGAAAUUAAUUCAAUUUAUCUUGUUCCUGGUGAUAUAUUAUUAGUUCCAACACAUGGUUGUAAUUUACAAUGUGAUGCUGUUUUAAUGAAUGGGACAGUUAUUGUUAAUGAAGCUAUGUUAACAGGUGAAUCUGUUCCUGUAACUAAAGUUCCUCUUCCAGAAGAUGAUUAUGAAAUAACUAAUGAUAAAAAUACUAUAUUCUCUCUUAAAGAACACUCAAGACAUGUUUUAUUUUGUGGAACAACAGUUCUUCAAUCUAGAAAUUAUGGUGGUCGACCAGCAACUGCCAUUGUUCUCCGAACAUCAUAUUCAACAUUAAAAGGAGAAUUAGUUAGAUCAAUUAUGUAUCCAAAACCUGUUGAUUUUAGUUUUACAAAAGAUCUUUUUAAAUUUAUAUUUUUCUUAGCUGGUAUAGCAUGUUGUGGUUUUGGAUAUACAAUAUUUGUUAUGUACCUUCGUGGAGCAGGUAUAAGAAAAAUUAUUGUUCGUACAUUAGAUAUUGUAACAAUUGUUGUUCCUCCAGCUCUUCCAGCAGCAAUGUCUAUAGGUAUAUUAAAUGCUCAAAUGAGAUUAAAAUUAAAAGAAAUAUUUUGUAUAUCUCCAUCAACAAUUAAUACAUGUGGUGCCAUAAAUAUUGUUUGUUUUGAUAAAACAGGUACGUUAACAGAAGAUGGUUUAGAUUUUCAUUGUUAUAAACCUGUAAAUAUUGAUAAUGAUGGUAAACCAUUUUUUGAUAAAGAAAGUCAAACAUUCAAUGAUAAUAAUCAUUUAAGAAAAGCAAUAGCAACAUGUCAUUCAUUGACAAAAAUUGAAGAAGAAUUAUGUGGUGAUCCAUUAGAUGUAAUAUUAUUUGAUAAAUCAGAUUUUGUUCUUGAAGAAUCAGGUGAAGAUGAUGAUGUUGAAGAGACAGCAAGAUUUGACUUAUUACAACCAACUAUUGUUAAAAGUAAAAAUUCCCUUAAUUCAUCCGGUGAACCUUUACAAUUAGCUAUCAUCAGACAAUUUACAUUUUCAUCAAGUCUUCAAAGAAUGACUGUACUAGUUCAUAAUAUAGAGGAAGGACGAAAAAAUCUUCAAUUAUAUUGUAAAGGAGCUCCUGAAAUGAUUGCUUCAUUAUGUGAUCCAUCUUCAAUUCCAUCAAAUUAUACUGAUAUAGUUAAUCAAUAUGCUCAACAUGGAUAUAGAUUAAUUGCUGUUGCCUACAGAAACCUUGAAAUGUCAUAUUCAAAAGCACAAAAAGUACCUAGAGAUGAAAUUGAAAAUUCAUUACAAAUGUUAGGAUUAAUUGCUAUGGAAAAUAGAAUAAAAGAUCAAACUUUAGGUGUUAUUAAUCAAUUAAAUAAUGCAAAAAUUAGAACUGUUAUGGUUACUGGAGAUAAUCUUUUAACUGCCUUAUCAGUUGCUAGAGAUUGUGGUAUUAUUCGCCCAAAUAAACUAUGUUAUACUAUUGACCUAGCUCCUGGUGAUGAAAAGACAGUUGAUGGUAGGAGAAAAAUUAUUUGUAGAGAAUCUGUUUCAUCAUCUGAAGAUAUGAUUGAAGAUGAUGAUACUUUAAGUAAUUCAUCAACACCAUCUUUUGAAUCAGGAACAUUAGUUAAUUCAGCAUAUCAUUUAGCCAUAUCAGGACCAACAUUUUUAGUUAUUUGUCAAGAGUAUCCUGAAUUAUUAGAUAAAUUAGUUUGUGUAUGUGAUGUUUAUGCUAGAAUGUCACCAGAUCAAAAACAAUAUUUAAUUAAUAAACUUCAAGAAGUUAGUUAUACUGUAGCAAUGUGUGGAGAUGGAGCUAAUGAUUGUGCUGCAUUAAAAGCUGCUCAUGCUGGAAUAUCUUUGUCACCUGCUGAAGCAUCAAUAGCUGCACCAUUUACUUCUAAAAUUCCAGAUAUUCGUUGUGUACCACAUAUUAUUAGAGAGGGCCGAGCAGCUCUAGUAACAUCAUUUGGAAUUUUUAAAUAUAUGGCUGGUUAUUCAUUGACACAAUUUAUAACAAUAAUGCAUUUAUAUUGGUUAGGGACAAAUUUAACAGAUUUUGAAUUUCUUUAUAUAGAUUUACUUUUAAUAACUUUAGUUGCAAUAACUUUUGGUGCAACUCCAGCUUGUAAUAGAAUAUCAAAGACACCUCCACCAACACGUCUUCUUUCAUUAGGAUCAAUUCUUUCAAUUUUAGGACAAUUAACUAUUAUUGGAACUUUUCAAAUGUUUACUUUUAUUUAUGUAACAUAUCAACCAUGGUUUAUUCCAUACUCAGCUCCAAUAACAGCUGUCAUUGAAGAUAAAAGAUCACAACAAGGAACAGCAAUAUUUUGUGUAUCAACAUUUCAAUAUAUAACAUUGGCAAUAAUUUAUUCUAAAGGAAAACCAUACAGAAAAAGUAUCUUAAGUAAUAGAUGGUUAAUGAUAUCAUUGAUAACAAUGUCUUUAAUAUCAAUUUAUAUAACACUUUAUCCAGCUGAAAUUGUUAUAGAAUAUAUGCAAUUUGAUCCAAUACCAUUAUUUUCAGAUAGGUUGUUUUUCUUUCUUAUUGGCAUUUCUAGCGCUAUAUCAUCUUAUGCCUUUGAAACGUUUGUAAUUAAUUAUUUAGUUUUGAGUGUUAGAGAAAGGAGAAUAAAAGAAAAAAAAAUUAUUAACGAUGAAAAUCCAAGAUCAUACGAAAAUAUAUUAUCACAAAUUUCUACAGACAUAUCUUGGGUAAGAUAUAUAUUUUCAUGUAAAAGAACAUCAAAUCCACAAAGUACCUAUUAUACACCGUCUAAAUCAAAAGGUUCCAGAAAAUCUAAUUCAUCAUCAUAUAUAUCAUCAACUGGAACUUCUAAAUUUUGUACACCAACAAAAUCUAUUGAUGGGUUAUUGAUAAUAAAUACACAAAAUGAUGAUGAUGAAGAAACGAUUACAACUAAUAGGACCAUGACAACAGAUUCUGCCUGUACAAGUACUUUAUUUAAUAGUAAAGACGGUGUUGAUACCUGUAAUGCUGAUGUUUCUAAUAUAGUUUAA